GCGCAGGCGUUGGGGAGGUUGCACCUUGGGAUAGUGGAUGAGAGCGGUAUUGGUCAUCCACUGGCGAGGUUACGUUGGUGAUCGGAAGAUCAGGAUGGGAGUGAUUGUGCUGCUGAGGCGGUGGUGGUGGAAGUUUAACGUGUGAGCGGAGCUAGCGCCAAUUCUAGCUCAGCUGCUGGCCUGGCGGCUCCUGAUGACAGGCCGAACUUGUGUGAUCUCUGCCGGAGCAAUAGAGCGUUUCCAGAAUGUUGGAAUCCUAUGUGACUCCGAUCUUGAUGAGCUAUGUAAAUCGUUACAUCAAGAAUCUGAAGCCAUCUGAUCUUCAGCUGUCAUUAUGGGGAGGUGAUGCAGUGCUCAGCAAACUGGAACUAAAGCUUGAUGUGCUGGAGCAGGAGCUGAAGUUACCAUUCACUUUCUUGAGUGGACACAUUCAUGAGUUAAGGAUUCAUGUGCCAUGGACAAAGUUAGGCUCUGAACCUGUUGUUAUCACUAUAAACACUAUGGAAUGCAUCUUGAAGCUAAAGGAUGAUGCACAAGAUGAUCAUGAGAGCUGUGGCUCCAGUUCAACCAACCGCAGCACAACAGAGAGCAUAAAAUCAUUAGCUAAAACUCGUCGCAUCCAGCAAGUGACCUCAACUGACCCUGACUUACCCCCAGGUUAUGUACAAAGCUUGAUUAGGCGUGUUGUGAACAAUGUAAACAUUGUAGUGAACAAUCUCAUCUUGAAGUAUGUGGAGGAUGACAUUGUUCUCUCGGUCAACAUUACAACUGCAGAAUGCUACACAGUGGAUGAGUUUUGGGAUCGAGCUUUCAUGGAUAUCUUAGCUCCAGAACUGGUUUUGAGGAAGGUUAUCAACUUUUCUGAUUGCACUGUUUGCCUGGAUAAGAGAAAUGCAAGUGGAAAGAUCGAGUUUUACCAGGACCCGUUGCUCUACAAAUGCUCCUUCUGCACCCGUUUGCACUUUACUUAUGACAACCUCAACUCUAAAAUUCCAUCAAUUAUCAAGAUUCAUGCUCUUGUUGAAAGUUUGAAACUCUCCAUCACAGACCAACAGCUUCCUAUGCUUAUCCGUAUAAUUCAGCUUGGAAUUGCACUUUACUAUGGUGAAAUUUGUUCUUACAAAGAUGUAGAAGUGGAAGAAACAAAUUCUGCAGCAAAGGAGACAUCAUCCAUUAUUCAAAUCGGUGCUGAAUCUGAAACAGGGAUGCAAGGACAACAUGCAACACAGUACCAGAAUGUGGAUGCCCAACAGCAGCUGCAACAACAGGAUGGUGAUGAUGGCCAAGGAUGGGUAUCUUGGGCAUGGUCUCUAGUUCCUGCGCUCGUUAGUUAUUCCGAAGACGGUGAUGAGAGCUAUGAGGUUGACGAAAAUGGCAUCAAAAUAAACUAUCCAAGAUCGUCAGCUCCCAAGGAUCCAGUAGUUUCUGUUGGAUUUUACUGCACCAAAGCUACUGUCACUUUUAAGUUGACAGAAAUGCAAACGGAGAGCAGCUAUUAUAGCCCUCAGAAAGUGAAAUCCAAAGAAGUGCUUUGCUGGGAGCAAGAAGGGACUACUGUUGAGGUGCUGAUGAUGGGAGAGCUUUUCUUUGAUUGCCAAAUGGGUUUUGUGGGCUGCAAGGCUUUAUGCCUUAAGGGAAUAAUGGGUGUGAAAGACUUUGAAGAAACUACAAACAGAAGUGAAACUGAAGCCUGUUUCUUCAGUUGCGGUGAAAGCCUGAACAGCAAAGGAUUAACAUACCUCACCAAUUCCCUGUUCGAUUACCGAAGUCCAGAAAAUAAUGGAGUGAGGGCUGAGUUUAUUUUGGAUGCUGCCCAACACAAGGAGACAUACACAGAGAUAGCUGGUGUGCAGCGCUUUGGGGCCUUCUACAUGGAUUACCUGUAUACAAUGGAGUGCAGUAGUGGCAAAGGUUCCAUUCAACAACACGAUGUUUCCACUAACAAAAACGAGGAUCUGGGCAGUGUCCAAGAGAUGUCCACCAAACGUUUAGUUGUGGGUCCAAUGGAAGUUCGUAUGGAUAGUAGCUCUGUUCACAGAGUACUAAAGAUGGUGGCAUGUGGAAUGGAUCAUGAGUAUGAACCAUACAGCAAGCCUAAUUCAGAAAUUGUGGAUGAGAACAGAACAUUGCCAAGCCAAGAGGAGGUGGCUGCUUUAGAAGAGUAUAUUCCAACAAGAUUAACAUGUAUAACAGUUUUAAAAACUACAAUUACAGUUACCCUGGCUGAGUUCAACCUGCUGGACAAUUUACUUCCUAUAAUUUUAGGUCAAAAGAACUCCAUGUCUUUCUUAAAUGCACCACAUUUUCAUCCAUUGCGGCCCCUACCUGCCUUGAGAGUACAAGUGGACAAGGUUAGUUUGGAACAUUCAGUGCCAAUGUACGCUGGACAACUUGUACCUGCUGUCAGCAGCCUUAACCAGCCAUCUGAUAACCUGCUGCACAACUGCUAUGCACACUGUUAUGUUAAGAUAUUUGGUUUCCAGGCAGGCCUGACCUCCUUAGAUAGUGGAGGAUCAUUCUGUCCUCCUGCCCCGGUCAUCCCUCCUUUCAGCACAGCUUUUUAUGGCAAAUUACUUCGACUUCCAUCAUACUGGAUGAAACGCCCAUUUGUCCCAACAACAGAAUGCAUAUUUGAAUUACCCAGUCUGACUUUACAAGCUACAAGGGCCCAGACCCUGCUGCUGCAAACCAUUUUACAGAGUUGGACGCACAAUAUAGGAGCAUCAGUAUCAUUACCAGUAGAUGAAGCUUUACUAAAGGACAUCUUCAGACCUUCAGGUGUGAAAUCCCAGAAUCCAUUGCCAACUCUGGAGGGUUCUAUCCAAAAUGUUGAGUUGAAGUACUGUAGCACAUCAUUGGUAAAAUGUGUUUCGGGGACCAUGGGAUCAAUAAAAGCUUGUGCCAAAGCCCCAGGAAGAAGUGAUUGCGUGAAGGAAAAAUUGAUUCCGUUAAUACAAGGGCCUUCGGACACACGAGAGUUACACAAGAGCAAAUGGCUGAAUGAAAGCAGGAAACCCGAGUCACUGUUCGCCCCUGAUCUGAUAACUUUCAGCAUCCAGAUUCCUCAGCAAAUGGACAGCUAUCAUAACUCUGGAGCUGUUCUUUUGGCCAGCUUGCAGGGAAUUGCAGUCAACGUGGACCCAAUCUUCUACACAUGGCUUCUUCAGCAGCCUCAGAAAGGGAACAUGAAACAAAGACAACAGCAACCUGCAGGAGCUAUUCAAUUAGUCAUACCAACAACAAGGAAGAAGGAGGAUGAGAUAUCUGUUGGCAGUACGCCUUUGGCAAUGCAACAGUCAAAUCAAGCUUCUGAAUAUGCCAGCAGCCCUGUCAAAACAAAAACUGCAACAGAAUCUCGUCCACUCUCUGUCCCAAUAAAAGUAAUGCAAAGCGCUGAAGAAUGGAGCAGUCCAGAAGAAAGAAUGAAGGAAUUCAUUGGAUUAGUAUGGGAUGCAGUCAAACGCCUAACACUUCAGCUGGAGGUUCAGUCAUGUUGUGUAUUCUUUCCAAAUGAGAGCCUGCCUUCACCAAGCACAAUCGUGGCGGGUGACAUCCCUGGGACGGUGAGGAAUUGGUACCAUACUGAAGCAAGUAUGCCUGGGACUUUGGUCAUCUGCUUACCUCAGAUAAAAGUGAUCAGUGCAGGCCACAAAUACAUGGAACCACUGCAGGAGAUUCCUUUUGUCAUUUCAAGGCCUAUUCUGGAAGAAGGUGAUGCUUUCCCUUGGACUAUCAGUCUCAGCCAGUUCAGUGUGUAUACUUUACUCGGGCAGCUGAAGGCCUGUAACCUCGUGGAACCCUUGGGCUGUACUUCGACUCUGGCCAUCACUUCACACAAGCUGCAAACCUCCGGCCCCGAAACCAGACACUCAUUUGUCGUCUGUCUCCACGUGGACCUGGAGUCUCUGGAGAUGAAAUGCUCAAACCCUCAGGUACAAUUGCUAUAUGAGCUGGCACACAGCAUGAACAAUGCCUGGGACAAAAUCCAGAAGAAAGGCAUACUGCGGCAGUCUUCUACCUAUCCCGAAUCUAUUUUGGGACCAAUGCCAGGGUCACCAGUAAGAAGCAGUGUUAGUACAGCACCACCAGAUGCCAGCACUUGUAGUCCAUCUGCAGAUAUUGGGACCACCACAGAGGGCGAUUCAGUCCAAUUGGUGGAUGAAAGUCCUUUUUCUGACUCUUCCACCCUGGAACAGAAAACUAGCAAUAUUGGUGGAACCACUGGAUGUAUCAGUUUAUGGAUGCAGUGGAUGUUGCCUAAAGUGACUGUUAAAUUGUUUGCUCAGGACCCUGGCAGUAAAGGCACAGAUAUCUGUGUUGUUGGUGAACUCGAAGACCUGAGUGCUUCAGUAGAUAUCCAAGAUGUUUAUACCAAGGUGAAGUGCAAAGUAGGCAGCUUCAAUAUUGAUCACUACAAGAACAGGCCAGGUCAAGGCUGGCACACAGGACAGUUUGAUGGACUCCUUCUACAAUGCAAAGAAAAACCUGGGAUGGCAGCCAAACUUUUAGAAGGCUCCCACCAGCAGCAUGGAUUCCUUUCUGUUACUUACACCAAAGCCGUAACACGGAAUGUCAGGCACAAAUUAACGUCGAGGCCGGAGCGUGUUUCACGUAGCCUCCACAGGGUGACGGAGGGCAUCAUAGACAGUUCUCCCCAGUACCUUCACGAGAUCCUCCUCAGUGCCCAGCCAUUCGAUGUCGUGCUCUCUUUCCCACUGAUUCACAACGUGGCAAAGAUAUUCCAAGCAAAGUUGCCAAAGAAACCAAAGGCAAAGAGGAAAUCAACGGGCCAACCAAUGAGGGCCUAUGGCCUGACAUCUCGAGAGUUGCCACUUAUUUAUAUCAACACAAGUGUUGUCCGAGUAUUUUUCCCCAAAGGAGAAGAUGAGCAGCAGGAAGGAGGGGCUCCACAGAUGAAAGAAGAUACUUUGGUUCUUAAAAUUGGCUCAGUGUGCAUGGCUCCACAGGCUGAUAACCCCCUUGGAAGGACUGUUCUGAGGAAGGACAUUUACCAGAGAGCUCUGAAUUUGGGAAUACUACGAGACCCAGGAUCAGAAGUUGAAGAUAGACAAUACCAAAUAGACCUACAAUCCAUAACUAUUGGAACCGCACUGUGGGAUCAGCUGAAACCCGAGAAGGAAGUUGGUAAAGGAGGGCUAUGCACAGAAAGUGAAAGGAAUUACCAGAAUCCAGCACUCGAAUGGAACAUGGCCAGCAGUAUUAGACGUCACCAAGAACGAAGGGCAAUUUUGACUCCAGUUUUGACAGAUUUCAGUGUACGAGUAACAGCUGCCCCUGCUAUCCUUUUCACAAAACAGGUCUCACCAGAGAAUGCACAGACUGAGGAAAUUGUAGUGUGUGGCCAUUCAUUGGAAGUCAAUGUUACCACAAGCCUGGACUUAUUUCUCAGUGUAGCUCAAGUUCAGCUCUUACAGGAGUUGGUACAAGCCAAUAUGCUUGGAUUGGAGCCUGUGGAUCCAACAACAGAGACUUGUCAGAAAGAGCAGAAUAAGACCACCUCUCCAGAAGGAACUCCGAUGGACACUUCUUCACGACACAGUGGAGCCCAGGAUAGUGGUAUUGGGAGUGACAGUGCGCGAAUUCGGAUUGUUCAGAUUGAACAACAGAGUGGAACCAGUCAUCAUCGCCUCGCAAGACCCUCCCGCCAGUCUUCCAUUGUGAAGAAUUUGAAUUUUAUCCCUUUCGAUAUAUUUAUUACAGCCAGCCGUAUCUCACUAAUGACCUACUCAACUAUGGUUAGUUCCAAAUCAAAAACACAACAAGAAAGCCAACGACCGAAAGCGAGUGACAAAUUUAGCAAAAGUACAUUAAACCUGAAAAGAACGGAGAUUGAUAGUGUGCCAGAAAACAAGUCGGGCCAGUCAGGGCUUGCCGUGCUGACAGCUGAGGAUGUUCUGAAUAGUAAUGCUCCAUUGUCCACAGGGAAGGUUACCAGUCACUUGUCACUGGAGAGCCUUCACACACCAAGCAGGUCAUCAGCUCGACAAGCUCUUGGUAUCACUAUAGUCCGACAGCCAGGCCGCAGAGGAACAAAUGAUCUUCAGCUAGAGCCCUUCCUGUACUUGGUGAUAUCCCAACCAUCUUUACUAUUGAGCUGCCAUCACCGGAAGCAGAUGGUGGACCUAUCAUUCUUUGAUGCCACGUUGAAAGCUAUCCCGCCAGACUACAAAUGCUUGGAUUCUGGGAAAACUCUACCAGAAGCUCUAGACUACAGUGUGUUUUGGUUGCAGACUGUUGCAGGAGAUGCUGAUCUCAAAGUUGGCAUUCCCCCUCCACUCAUCUCUUUGCAAAUCAAAGACUUCCUCAAUGGGCCAGCUGAAGUUCAUUUGGAAUUAUCACGUCCCUGGAAAGUCAACUUAAGCCUUGUCAAACUGGAUCAAGCAACAAAUUUUUUAAAGAGGAUCCUGCCCAGAUAUGGUUCUGAGAUCACCUCCAAAGCUGCAGUCUCCCCUGAAACAGUUUAUAGUAAAGAGGAGAUGUUUACAUCAGCAUCUGGUAUGAGAAAUGAACCUGAACCAUUUACUGAGAGGGCAGUGGGUCAAGGAAGCAUUUGGAAAACGGUGUCCUUCUUUCAGAAGUUUUCCAUCCACACAGCUCAGAUUGUUGUUGUAAUGGAGACUGUACCUCAUCCUGACAGGCCUGGCAUUCUGGCCUCUCUUUCAAGCCUAAAAGGCAGCCUUAAUAUAAAAGCUGGACCUAAACCCACAGGCAUGAUCUUAGGUGCCACAUUUGCACUCCAACUGAAGGAUCUGCUUGUAAAGACCUGCCUUAAAGACAGAACCAGAGCGCUAAUUGGCCCAUUCUGCUGCACCCUGCAACUGGAAGCCAAGUGGUGCAGGCACAGUGGCGACCCUGACCCACGUCACUCUGUUCCAAAAGCGCUGGUCGACUUGAAAGCUGGACUGAUCCAGAUAUUCUGGGGUCAAGAGCAUCUGAACUGCCUGAAUCUGCUAUGUGAACUUCUCCAAGGUUAUAUCAGGCAAGAUACCAAGUCUCAAACACCAGACCACACACAGCAACCAUCGUCUGCCAUGGGCAAAUAUCAAGCUUCCAAGACCGAACACAGUUCUGAUGACUUGAGGACAGGGCAGUUUCAGUACAUUCAAGAUGCAGAUGUACAAAAGGUGCCAAGUGUUUUUGAAGUGGUGUUUUAUAAUGAGACUGAUGACCGUCCAGGGAUGAUGAUGUGGAGGUACCCAGAACCCCGUGUCCUCACUCUCGUUAGAAUCAAUCCAGUGCCUUUCAACACUACUGAUGAUCCAGACAUCAGCACAGCCGACCUUGGAGAUGUCCUUCAGGUACCGUGCAGCCUCCAGUAUUGGGAUGAGCUUCAACAAGUAUUUGUGGAUUAUCGUGAAUUUAGCCUGUCUGAGAGCAAAGCAUGUGAGCUGCAGCUUCCCAAUGUUACCUUGGCUAAUGACCAGAAGGAGCUCAUAGCUUCUGACCUGUGGCGAAUUGUUCUUAAUAGUAAUCAAGAAGUUACAGAAGAACAGAGCAGUGAUGGCGAGUCUGGCUCACAAAGUGUCUGUGACCAGCUUGUGUCUCCAAUGGCAUUGGCAGCCUGUACCAGGGUAGAUUCAUGUUUUGCACCAUGGUUUGUGCCUUCUCUUGGCAUCUCAUUAAAGUUUGCCCAAAUUGAGCUUCAUCUUUGCCAUCACCUGGAUCAGCUGGGCACAGCACAUCCCAGCCGCCUCCAAACAUUCAUCCCUGAUAGAAAGUUGCCUGCAGAACAAGAGUACAUGAUUGUUUCUCUGAAAAGCCCAAACGUCUACUUGCGGCAAUGGUCUGAUGGCCCGGUCUGCCGAGAGCUCCAGUUUUCUGCCAUGGCUGACUGCAAACUCCUCGAGUACCGCAACCUAACCAUGUUAAGCAUUUUAAAGCCCUUAAUUUUUCAUGGACAAGUGGCCAUUAGCAACAGUUCCGUGGAGCAGCUGAUGGACGGAAAUGUGUUUGUCGAUCCUGUGUUUAUCAAUGUGGGCCAGCAUGCAAUUCAUUCACUGGACACGGCAGUUCGUGCUUGGAAGCAGAAUGAACAUCCAGAGGCAGAGGAGUUGGUCUUCAGCCACUUUGUGAUAUGUAACGACACUCAGGAGACACUGCGGUUUGGCCAGGUGGAUACUGAUGAAAAUGUUCUAUUGGCCAGUCAGCACAGCCAUCAGUACAGCUGGCGCUCACACAAGUCCCCCCAGCUGCUUCACAUCUGUAUCGAGGGCUGGGGAAACUGGCGCUGGUCCGAGCCAUUCAGUGUGGACAACAUAGGCACAUUUGUUAGAAGUAUCCAGUACAAGGGAAGAACAGCAUCACUGAUCAUCAAAGUGCAGCCACUUAACAGUGUGCAAAAACAAAUAAUUAUUUGUGGAAGACAAGCUAUUUGCAGUUACUUAAACCAGGACACAGAACUGAAGGUGGUGCAGCAUUGCAGUGGACAGGAUGGACAAGUGUCGAUCAAAGAACAUGUUAGCUGCUUGCCAUUGAAUCAGAGGAUACCAUCUUUUGUUCUUGAGAACACAGAGUUCACUGAGUUGUGCAUCAGGGUUCAAGGGAAUGACACAGGCUGGUCACCAGAUGUGUGUCUGGAGUCUCUUCAAUCUGAUGGCAACACAGUCAUUCAGGUGCCCAAUUCAAAUGGCUCCACAUUGCAUGUGUGGUGCACUUGUUUGAGCUUGGAUGCUAAAUCGCCUGUACAACAGAGGGUGCUGUUUCUCAGUCCUCUGUUUGUCAUGAGAAGCCAUCUCCCUGACCCCAUUAUUCUGCAUGUGGAGAGGCGAAGUUUGGGUUUGAAAGACCCUCAAGUCAUCAUUGGAAAAGGACAGGAAGAGCCACUUUUGAAUGUGGAACCAGAAGUCGUGCACCAUUUGACUUUUCAAGCAAGGGAGGAAGAUGAAGCAUCCCAAUGUGCAGUCCCCAUCUCAACAGUCCUUAUUAAGCAAAUCGUCCGUGGACCACAAAGCGAUUGUAAUGUUGGCAAGUUACUGUCAGAGUUCUACAAUAUGGACACUGAUGAACAGCCCCCAUGGCCCUACAUAACAAAGGAAACUGACAGCAGCAAAAACAGCAAUGAGCUGCUUGCUCAGUGGGACAGUCCAAUGCAAGUUAAGCUGUCUGCCUGGAAGCCCUGUCUUAAUACACUUCUUGUUGAACUGCUACCCUGGGCCUUGUUUGUCAACCAAUCCAAAUGGGACCUCUGGCUCUUCGAAGGCGAGAAGAUAGUCGUGCAGGUUCCUGCUGGGAAAAUAAUUGUACCACCAAACUUUCAGGAGCCUUUUCAGAUUGGUAUCUAUUGGGCCAGCACAAACACUGUACACAAAUCGACAGCAUUCCAACUUGUGCAUGAUGUCACAUCCCCCAAGUGGAAGGAUUAUCCCAUCACUGAUGUCAUUACGCUGGAUGAGGAAGGGAUUGCUGAUGCAGAUGUAAAACUUGGAACCUUUCCCGAUCAUCAGAAGUUGUGUCAGUUCUGUAUAUCUUCAGUAGUACGACAUGGGAUUCAGAUUCUGGUGAUUGAGGACAAGACAGUGAUAAUGAACACCACUAGUCAUAAAAUCUACUAUCGACCUAUGCUUAUCUUCCCAGAACGGACAACACGUAAAGAGCGUGUCUACAUGCCAGAGAGCUCUGUAUUUAGCCUCAGCCCAGCAAGAGCCCAGUCUCCUGCCGUGUCAAGUUCCAUUCCUUGCUGGGACCUCGUUGCUGGCGGAAGUCAAGCAGAUUUAAGUAUCCCACUGCCCCAGAAAUACCUGCUGCUUGGGCACUCUCCACACAUUGGCACAAACAGCUGGCAAUACUGGAGUCUGCCAACUAUAGUUAGGCAAGAUUUUCCAAGGCAAAGUGUGGCGCUGCCUCUUGCAGAUUCCAGUGGAAGUGGAUUUUGUUCCAGAGCGGUGGUGGUGACGUAUCAGGAAUGCCUCGGUGUCACCUACAUAACUGUCAGUGAGGAUUCCAGUCCUCGAAUGAUCAUCCACAACAGAUGCCCUGUUGCAAUCAUGAUGAAAGAAAAUAUGAAAGAUGCCCCAAAGUGUGCAGUUCAUUGUCGAAAAAUUCCCGGUGAGUCUUCAGUUCAUCAUGAGCUUUAUCAUCAAGUUUGGAACUUCCCUGACUGCAAAACUGAAGAGCACUUCCCCAGUAUCCACCUCAGUCUGGUAUCUCCAUCUGAUCUCUCUGAGGAAUGGAGCGAUCUCAUUGAUCUUAAUAGUCCUGGGACUCAGGUGGUGUUUCUGCCUGGCUACGGCUGUGUAUAUGUGGAUAUCAGUCAUCACUCCAGCACCAUAACCGUGACCAUGGCUCCAGAGGGUAGAGCUGGCCCUGUUCUGACCAGCCUUCAUGGGACACCGAAACAGGCCAUUGCAAUGAGAGUGCUGAUCACUCAAGCAAGCCUGACGGUAAAUGACGAUGUGACCAAUCACUGCAAAUCUUCAGAAUUGCUGAGGCUGACGCUGGACAAUGUCCUGUUGAACCUCGCGCCAGUGGUGAAUCGCUCCAGGCCCCCAAUGCGGGAAUUCCGAGCUGAGCCCGCUGAUGGAUUUGCGGAACUUUAUAUGCUCGAGAUGUGUGUUGGGGACUUGCAGAUUGACAAUCAGCUUUACCAUAAAGCGAGCUUUCACUUCCCUGCCCUGCUUUGCCAAGAGCUGAAACCUGAAAAACCGCAGUGGAGAAAUGGUUCCAAUUUGACACUUUCAGCUAGAGACCUUGACGACUACAAGAGCAAAUGUUUUCUAACAGCUUGUGUCCUCCUAAGAGAGCAGAAUUUUGCCUUCACCAUGACAGAGCUGGACUUUGCAUUGAAACCUGCAAGACUUUACGUGGAAGACACGUUUGUAUAUUACAUCAAGACUCUGUUUAACACAUACAUCCCGGACACUGGACUGUACCGAACACAAGCGAGAAUAUCUUCCUGCUCAGCAAGUGACCUCCCUGUGCCUGAGCAAGUGGUCAACGCAACUCGAGCGCUAGUGAACCCAAUCAAACUGCAGCGUUUGACCAUUCACGCCAUCAGCUUACUAGUCAGUGUCCAUGCUUCAAUAAAGCUGUACAUUGCAUCAGAUCAUGCUCCUCUUUCCUUCUCUCUCUUUGAACGAGGGCCCAUCUACACCACUCCCAGGCAGCUUAUCCAUGCACUUGCCAUGCAUUACGCCGCAGGAGCAUUAUUUCGAGCAGGUUGGGUUGUUGGCUCCCUGGAAAUUCUUGGAAGUCCCGCUAACUUGGUGCGAAGUAUUGGGAAUGGGAUAGCAGACUUCUUCAGACUCCCAUAUGAGGGACUGACCCGUGGUCCAGGUGCCUUUGUCAGUGGAGUGUCCAGGGGAACAACUUCAUUUGUAAAACACAUUUCCAAAGGUACACUGACAUCGAUCACUAACCUGGCUACCAGCUUAGCUCGGAACAUGGACCGGCUAUCCCUGGAUGAAGAGCACUAUAACAGACAGGAGGAAUGGCGAAGGCAACUUCCAGACAACCUGGGGGAAGGCCUGCGGCAGGGAUUGUCCCGGCUGGGAAUCAGUCUACUGGGUGCCAUUGCUGGUAUCGUGGAUCAGCCGAUGCAGAAUUUCCAGAAGACGGCGGAGGUUUCGGCUGGACGCAAAGCCAAAGAUGUCAUCUCUGGUGUGGGCAAAGGCAUUGUGGGGGUUUUUACCAAACCAAUUGGAGGGGCCGCCGAGCUUGUCUCUCAAACUGGUUAUGGUAUUUUACAUGGUGCUGGACUUUCUCAACUUCCAAAGCAGAGGUUUCACCCCACUGAGCAACAGACUGACCAGGCCCCAAACAGCCACGUUAAAUAUGUCUGGAAAAUGCUCCAGUCUUUGGGCAGGCCUGAAGUCUUUAUGGCCUUGGAUGUGGUUAUCGUGAGCAACGCUGGCCAGGAGUACGAUGGUUGUUUGCUGCUCACCUCUGAGGUAUUGUUUGUGGUCAGUGUCAGUGAGGACACGCAGCAGCAGGCAUUCCCAGUCACGGAGAUUGAGUGCAGCCUGGAUCCAAAGAAAGAUAACUUGCUGCAGGUCGUGCUCAAGCAACAGAGGGUAUCGUAUGACACAGAGGGAGAUGGCAUCCGAGAAAGACUUUCUGAACAGCAGUAUGAUCGACUGGUGGAUUAUGUCACAAGAACGUCGCAUUACAUUGUUCCCAGUACCACAGCCAUGCAGCUGGCUUCUCAAGUAGUUGUUGCUAAUCCUCCUGCCACCAGAACCAAGACUUACCAAUACUUGGUUGAUCACCACUUUGGGCUUGUGUUUGUGAGCAAGUUUUCUAUGGUGAAAAACAAGGCACUGAGAAAGGGAUUUUACUAGUCACAAAUGUGCAACAAUGUCAAAGAUUAUUUUUCAUGAUGAAGAUGCUGACAUUUUGCUGAUUAAACAGCUUGACAUUCAGCUCUUGAUUAGCAUCAGUUAAGUACAGCAUAAUCUUUUCAUAAGAACUAUGUAAAUACCUGUUUAAUGAAAGGGAUGUGGCCACUAAUGCUGCUGAAGCAACUUUGUUAAGUGCUGUCAAUAAGGAGAUUUUAUUAUUCUGUAAUGAUUACGUCAACAAAACAAUUGUUAAUAUAACUGAAAAUAUUGGAAGUAAAUAAAUUUUAAAGUCA
Molecule: messenger RNA, 12589 nt
Organism: Carcharodon carcharias (great white shark)
Lineage: Eukaryota; Metazoa; Chordata; Chondrichthyes; Lamniformes; Lamnidae
Product: vacuolar protein sorting-associated protein 13B-like
Exons: 62
Coding region: 246-12296 (4016 amino acids)
Source: RefSeq, a predicted model, not a curated record